CAGCAAGCCAGGGCUAAGCUGGUCUGAGAACUGUCGGGCAGAGAGUCUCUUUACGUGGUUGCUGAGAUGGAGGGCUCUCUGGCGGGGUGUGCCAAGGGCGAGCACUUCCACGUGGUCACGCCUCUGCUGGAGAGCUGGGCACUGUCCCAGGUGGCGGGCACAACUGUCUUCCUUAAAUAUGAGAAUGUGCAGCCAGCCGGCUCCUUCAAGAUCCGGGGCAUCGGGCAUUUCUGCCAGGAGAUGGCCAAGAGGGGCUGCAGACACCUGGUGUGCUCCUCAGGGGGCAAUGCAGGUGUCGCUGCUGCUUAUGCUGCUCGGAAGCUGGGCAUCCCCGCCACUGUCGUGCUCCCUGAGGGCACCUCCCUGCAGGUGGUGAAGAGGCUGCAGGGAGAGGGGGCCGAGGUUCAGCUGAGUGGAAAGGUCUGGGAUGAGGCCAAUCUGAAAGCACAAGAGUUGGCUAAGAGGGACAGCUGGGUGAACGUCCCCCCGUUUGACCACCCCCUGAUAUGGGACGGCCAUGCCAGCCUGGUGUGGGAGCUGAAGGCAGCGCUGGGGACACCACCAGGUGCCCUGGUACUGGCAGUGGGGGGCGGGGGGCUUCUGGCUGGGGUGGUAGCCGGCCUCGUGGAAGUGGGCUGGCAGCAUGUGCCCAUUGUCGCCAUGGAGACCCGCGGGGCACACUGUUUCAAUGCGGCCAUCGAGGCAGGCAGGCUGAUCACACUGCCGGGCAUCACCAGCGUGGCCAAGAGCCUGGGUGCCAAGACGGUGGCCGCGCGGGCCCUGGCGUGCAUGCAGGAGUGUGAGAUCCUCUCCGAGGUGGUGGAGGACAGUGAGGCUGUGAGUGCCAUGCAGCGGUUCUUAGAUGAUGAGCGUAUGUUAGUGGAGCCUGCCUGCGGGGCAGCCUUGGCCGCCAUCUACUCAGGCCUCCUGGGGAGGCUCCAGACUGAGGGCCGCCUGCGCCCUCCCCUGACGUCAGUCGUGGUCAUCGUGUGUGGAGGCAACAACAUUGACAGCCAACAGCUGCAGGCUCUGAAAAUCCAGUUGGGCCAGAACUGAGGGGUCCUGGCCUGGGAGGGCUGGCCGGGCCCUGGAUACCCCUGAGAGGCCCAUGAACACCCUUGUGGCUGGCUGAGCGGGACCUCUGUGCUGGUGGAUGACAGUGGAAACUUCCCUGUGCUUCUGCACUGGCCACCUCCUGCAGGAAGCCCUCCUGAAAUGCAGCCCCUGCAGCCCCAGCUAACAAACCCUUUCUGAGUUGACUUUGUCACUCCCACAGGUUCUGUCUUUUCAUCUCCAUGAGCUCACAGGAAGCACAGAACAGUCCUGAAGGCAGUUCUUGACAAAGUGACUCCAAGUCACACAGCAUGGGCAACAAAGCCAAGGCUUGCGACUCAGGUGUCUAAAGGAAUCCAGCUAUGCUGAGCUCCUAAAAGGGCUUCCCUUACCUGGAGGAGCAGCUCAGGUAGACAGGUCAGGAAGGAUAGGGCCUGUCACUUCUCAGGCCUGGGUGGGCGAGGACAAUAUUCCCAGUCUCCAUCAAGUGCUUGUUAUGUACCAGAAACUCUUCUAAGAACUUUCUACUCAUUGUCUUCUUUAAUGUUCAUUUAGACACUGUGAAGUGGAAACCAUCGUCACCGUCCCUGCUUUAUAGAUGAGGAAACUGAGGCACACAAAGUUUACAGAACUUGUCUGAGGUCACACAGGUGGGAUGUGGCCCAACUAGGUUCAAAUUCUGUGAUUUUCUUUCACUUUUUUUUUUAUUGUGGUAAAAUAUAUACCACGUAAGAUUUGCCAUUUUAACUAUUUUUAAACAUAAAACUCCGUGGAAUUAAUUACACUCACAAUGCUGUGUGACCAUCACCUCUAUUUCCAAAACUUUUUCAUCAUCCUGAACAUAAACUCUGUACCUAGUAAGCAAUAAUUUCCCAUUAUUUCUU
Molecule: messenger RNA, 1937 nt
Organism: Cynocephalus volans (Philippine flying lemur)
Lineage: Eukaryota; Metazoa; Chordata; Mammalia; Dermoptera; Cynocephalidae
Gene: SDSL
Product: serine dehydratase like
Exons: 8
Coding region: 67-1056 (329 amino acids)
Biological process (GO): L-threonine catabolic process; L-serine catabolic process
Molecular function (GO): L-serine ammonia-lyase activity; threonine deaminase activity
Source: RefSeq, a predicted model, not a curated record